Messenger RNA from Corythoichthys intestinalis (scribbled pipefish), 2870 nucleotides. RefSeq names its product replication factor C (activator 1) 4 (gene rfc4). The coding region runs from base 218 to 1285 and encodes 355 amino acids. Gene Ontology annotation, molecular function: ATP binding; DNA binding; DNA clamp loader activity. The transcript has 11 exons. Gene Ontology annotation, cellular component: nucleus; DNA replication factor C complex. Gene Ontology annotation, biological process: DNA-templated DNA replication; DNA repair. Lineage: Eukaryota; Metazoa; Chordata; Actinopteri; Syngnathiformes; Syngnathidae. The record is from RefSeq and is a predicted model, not a curated record.
AUUGGCUGUAGGAAAAUCCUUGGCGGAAGUUUGUCAUUCAGGGCGGGAAAAUGACACCUUCCAUUUCCUCGUGAAAAUAGCACCGUUCCGUCUCCAACCAAAUUACUUUUGUUAAUUUUUUAAAAGUGAAAUUCAUGCUUUACUAACAACAACAUACCAAACCGUUUGGCUAAUUCGAAUAAACGGAAGUCUUACGGAGUCGUUACAGGACAGAAUCAUGCAAGCAUUUUUAAAAAGUGCUACCGGUCAGACAACUAGACCUCUGAAGGAUAAGUUGUCUUCGGGUUCCAGCAUAGAGAAGAAAGCCAAGCUUACCCCUUGGGUUGAAAAAUAUAGGCCAAAAUGUGUUGAAGAAGUCGCCUUUCAAGAAGAGGCUGUAGCAGUGCUGAAAAAGUCACUUGAAGGAGCAGAUCUUCCAAACCUCCUGUUUUAUGGCCCACCUGGAACAGGAAAGACCUCUACGAUAUUAGCGGCUGCAAGAGAACUUUAUGGUCCAGAAUUAUACAAACAGAGGGUGCUUGAACUCAAUGCCUCAGAUGAAAGGGGCAUCCAGGUGAUCAGAGAGAAGGUCAAAAACUUUGCUCAGCUCACCGUAGCAGGGACUCGGCCAGAUGGGAAGGCAUGUCCUCCUUUUAAGAUCAUCAUUCUGGAUGAAGCCGACUCCAUGACUGCGCCAGCUCAAGCUGCACUUAGAAGAAUUAUGGAGAAGGAGUCCCGCACCACACGUUUCUGUCUCAUCUGUAAUUACAUCAGCAGGAUCAUUGAGCCGUUAACUUCCAGAUGUUCAAAGUUUCGUUUUAAAGCCCUUGCUGACAAGGUUCAAGAAGAGCGUCUACUGGAGAUCUGUGAGAAGGAGAAACUGAAGUACACAAAAGAGAGUAUAUUCGCUCUGGUCAAAGUGUCCGAGGGAGACCUGCGGAAAGCCAUCACCUUCCUCCAGAGUGCUGCACGUCUCAUUGUCGACAGUGAGAUUACAGAACCUGCUGUCAUCGAAAUAUCUGGGGUUGUUCCUAUCAAGAUGAUCAACGAUUUACUUCAGGUCUGCUUUAAUGGAAGUUUUGAGCAACUAGAGUUUGCUGUCAGGAGCAUGGUGGAUGAAGGAUAUGCAGCCACACAGAUCCUAAGUCAAAUUCACGACUCAAUCAUUGAGCACGACUUGAGUGACAAGCACAAGUCUGUUAUCACGGAAAAGAUGGCGAUUGUGGACAAAUGCCUGUCUGAUGGUGCAGAUGAAUACCUGCAGCUGCUGAGUCUAUGUUCAGUAAUCCUGCCACAAGCACACUGAAACAACCAAAAGUGUGACACGACCAGGCAGAAUAUGCGAACCAGCACUGAAACCUGCGUGGCUUGAUUGAAUUCCAAAAAAACCUGACAGCGAUCCUGUCUUUCAUGAUCAUCUGUGGUCAAUCACAAACCAUAGAACAAGCAUUUUUAAUGCUUCGCUCCAUUUGUAACUGAAUAAAAGUAAUAUUGUUUCAGGGUUUAAAUGAGGCAUUUAUUGGUACAGUGGAACCCCUAAAUUGCUUGAAACAAAAUCAUGGGAAAAGAAGAUAACAAAAAUAUUUAGUUGAAUUUUUCUUUUAUCCCAGACAAUUGUUUUAGUUUGUUUUGAUUACCUUAAGUCAAUGUCAUCAUGAAAUUUGGCCAUAUGUAAGACUGUGUUUACAAAGGAUGUCCCUCCCACCACCAAUCAUCCAAUUACGAGCUCCGUUCUUUAUCUUCGUACAGGUUGUCGCAGCUCUGUAGGCUUUGUGAACUAAGGUUGUUACAACUUUCGCAGAAUUAACGAUGUCGUCUAUCAAUCGAGCAAAAAAAAAAAAAAAAAAGUGUUCUAAAUCUCAAAUGAGUCAGGAGAAAAUCAGUUGUAAGACAAGGAUAUGCAUGAGUUGCCUUUGCUCAAUGGCGACAGAACAAUUUCAGUAUGAAAUCCCACUCAUCUCUCUGGUGGAGGUACUGUCGCUAGACGAAAGACAACAUACCCUAAAUGAAAAAUCAUGUUCAAAAUGAUGAUCAUUUGAAACUUUACCUUAGAGUGAGUUUGUACUUUAAAGAUAAAAAGGCUCAGGAGCUUAAGCGUUAAUUUAUACUCUUUGAAAUUUAGCAGGACAGUUUUAAUUCUAGUAUGUUUGUAUUAAAAAUACAUUGUGGAUAAUUGUUUUUCCCAUGUGCUUAUAUAACUGAAAGGGAAUUCUGUUUUGAGUCAAAUUAGUAUAUUAUAAUACUAUAAAAUUAUUAUAAUACUAUAAUAAUAUACUUUUCACAUACCAAAAAAAAAAGGGUCAAGGUUAGCAGGUCUGCCGGCUCAACCAAUGAGGGUUUUUUUUUUUUUGGGAGUUGGCAACACUAAGCAGACGACGGCUGUUGUGAUCGAUGUAUCAUCCCCAACGAAGGAACAGGAGAAACUAGAGAAAUGCCAAGUGCUCAAAGAAGAGCUGGAGAGGGCCUGGAAGGUGAAAGCAUCAGUGGUGCCAGUGGUCAUAGGAGUACUGUGUCCCCCACAAUGGAGAUGUGGCUCCAGCAGAUACCUGGAGGAAAUCUGACAUUUCUGUCAAGAAGAGCGCAGUCAGGAACAGCAAAUAUACUGCGCAGGACCCUCAAGACCCUAAACGAAUUUUUAUCCUUUCCACCACACAUGUUGAUGACCCCAAAACAGAGUGUUGAGAAUAAAAUGAACUUAUACAAUACUGUAUAUAAAAUGAACUUACACAGACACUGUUCGUGUUCAAUCCUCGGUUCAAGAUCAGUUGUUGUUGAAGCUUUUGAAAUCUGGGGUUUAAAGAUUCUAAAUAUCCAUCUUGUAACCUCAGGUGUAGUUUUGGCUAAGCAAAGCAAAGGACGACCCUAAGGUGCUAGUCGCAUGAUCUGUUCGG